Annulohypoxylon maeteangense is the source of this 575-nucleotide messenger RNA. RefSeq lists its product as uncharacterized. Bases 118 to 354 code for a protein of 78 amino acids. The record is from RefSeq and is a predicted model, not a curated record. NCBI's taxonomy places the organism in Eukaryota, Fungi, Ascomycota, Sordariomycetes, Xylariales, Hypoxylaceae. The transcript is spliced from 3 exons.
GGAAAUUUAAUGUCUAUAAAAAAAGAAAAAUCAACCUCGCUGUCUGCCUUGAUCUUUCAUGGCGCAUACACCUAUAUACUAGACACCUACCUAGUACCUACCUAGCUACCUACGACUAUGUUCAAUUUCAGAAUCCGGAAGAAGAAACCCCCUUGCCAAUCCGACUGGGUCGAUUCCAUUUUAAGACAUGCAUAUAAAGACGGACACGGCAUCAAGCAGGGCUUGGAUAAACUACUUGGGACUGAUCAAUAUACUCUCAAGCUUCGCAGUGGUCGCUGGAUCAUCUCAGCGCCUAGGAAAUUAAAUGAUAAGGAUGAGUCCGAAAUUGAAAGGAUCGCAGGCGUCCAUUAUUGACAUUGUAACUUUCUGUGAAGUUUAACGUACCUACCUACCUACCUAGUAGGUAGAUUGAUAUUGAAUCCAUCUGUAUCUACUUAGGUACUUAGUAGCAAAGAGAAUACGUGGGAGAGCAAGCCUUGGCUUCCGUUAUGAUAUAGCAUAUGAGAAGUACACAUUAGUUUAAGACGAACUAUGAACCAUUCCUAUCUUAUCUAAGGGUUUCUAUAAAAAAUACC